This is a messenger RNA of Monomorium pharaonis (pharaoh ant), 3963 nucleotides long. RefSeq names its product synaptogyrin (gene Syngr). The record is from RefSeq and is a predicted model, not a curated record. Gene Ontology annotation, cellular component: neuromuscular junction; synaptic vesicle membrane. NCBI's taxonomy places the organism in Eukaryota, Metazoa, Arthropoda, Insecta, Hymenoptera, Formicidae. The transcript has 8 exons.
AGGCACAGUAGACGCAAAAUUUUAUAAAAUUUUCGACAGUUUUUUUCCGAAUGAGAAAUUUCUUCACCUUGUGACAGGAUGGGCAGGGAUCUUAAUUGUUUAGGAUUCACCAGGCAGACCGAGACAUUACUGUGCGGCGUGGGAGCGCAGAAUUUGAUAAAGGAAUGCAAACGGAGAAAUAUAUCGACUGAUGCAUUGCACAAGUUAACCAAGGAGGAUUUCGUGCAACUUGGUGCUGACAAAGAUCAAGCUGAAAGUAUAAUCAAUGCUUUAUGUAUCGCAAAAAAAAAACAAUGCAUUGUAAAGAUGAAACCUGAUGAUAGGAUAUCUAGUGGAGUGGAGAUACUGCAGUCAGGUGAGAGACAGUUACGUAUAAUUCAAGAUUAUGUGAAAUAUUGCAGAAUGAAACUACAAAAAGGAAGAAUAAACUUCUUUAUUGAUCCAAAUAAAGCUUUGAGUGCCUCUCAAAUUCUGUGUGUGCUUAUUGAUGCUACUCUUAAAGAAGUUGAUGAGGCUGAGUUGAAACUGAAAGAAUUGGAAGCAAUACUUUGAAAUCUCCGCUUCAGUCGUAUUAAGAUGGACGGCGGAGCGUACGGCGCGGGCAAGGCCGGGGCCCCUUUCGAUCCGAUCGCGUUCGUCCAGCGGCCGCAGGUCAUUCUGAGAGCGGUAUGCCUGCUUUUUGCAAUAAUCGUCUUUGGAUGUAUAAGCAGCAAGGGCUAUCUUCCAAAAGAUGGGAAAGAAGUUUGUCUUUACAAUGACGACAAUAACGCAUGCAACUACGGGGUUGGUAUUGGAGUGCUGGCGUUUUUGGCCAGUAUCGGAUUCCUUGCGGGUGAAUACCUGUUUGAACAGAUGUCGUCUGUCAAGACUAGGAAACAUUUUGUCCUCAUUGAUAUGGGCUUCUCGGGUUUCUGGUCUUUCCUUUAUUUCGUGGGAUUUUGUUACCUGACGAACGCAUGGAACAACUCACCAAGACCGAAGGAUGGAUACGGCGUGAAUAAUUUGCAAGCGGCUAUCGCAUUUUCAUUUUUCUCCAUCUUUACUUGGGCUGGUUGCGCUUGGUUCGCGUUUCAAAGAUUUAAGCAGGGUACUGAUGCGGCGUUCGCCCCGAGUUACGAGGCGGAUCCCGUCGGCGGUACAGGAUACACAAGUUAUCCUGAUGCCACUGACACCGCUUACCAAGAACCGCCAUUUGGUCAGCAGCAGCAGCAGCAGCCGCGAGGUAUGGGUGACUUUCAAGCCCCAGCUUACUAAAAGUCAUCCAUAGUCUAUCUACCAAAAUGUAUUUCCAUUGGAUGCACAGCGAACUACUUACGAAAGAAGAUGAUUUAGGAUAAUUUUUCAGAAAACAAUAUAUUGUUUUCCACCACCUGUGUUUUGCUUAAAGACUAAAGAACUUCAUUCGCUGAUAGGUCGCUGGGCAGCGCGUUGGUCAUAGAGUAAGUUUUCAUGGCAGGACGUAGAGGGAAGUUAUUUGUUAAACCGUGCUUCUUAUUGUUGACCACUUGUAAGUUACACUUAUCCAUACGCCCGAUGUCACAAGAAAAAAAGCGUUAGGUGUGUUUGAACGUCAUAUGCGCCUGGACAUGCGUUAUGACGGUGGCUACUCACCAUUUAUGUGGGAAGUAAAUAUAAUAUCUUAUAAAAUGAGUAACACUAUAGCAAAGCUCCAUAAAUAAGUAAGAACUAGUACGUGCACACAGACUAUGUAUAUUUUAAACGUUAUAACGUGUUCAUGAUAAACGCGACUUAAAUAUAACAAAUAACAUACAAUGCAUUGCGUUAUCAUGCAAUUAGUAUUAAAACGAUACACACGAAGUUUAGGAUUGAAAAUGCGAGUUUCGCGAAUAAGUCGACAUGUUUUAAUAUAUUAGUGAGACAAUAUCUAAGUUACUUAAGUUUAUUUACUUGUGUCGUAUCAGUUGCAAGAUAAUGGGAUAUUCCUUGCAGAAAAUAGCAUUAGCAAAUAUAACUGCACACUCGUGACUCGCGAUAAAUGACAAACCAAUGUUUUCAUUAAUAAAAAUUGGUAUAUGUAUCCAAAAUUAUAGUAGGCGUAACUUACACAAAUUAUCCGCGAUGUUAACUAUUGCUACAUUAGAUUUUUGUAUUUGAGUCGCUUUCUGUAUUAAUAGUUCAUAUGAAGGGAAGAGAUUUUUUAUAAGUGACACAUUUUGAAGAAAAAAAAUGUUAUUAAAUUUUUGUAUUUAAUGUGAUUCUUUACUUUCAGAAGUAUUUAUGGAAUCUCAGGAAUAUAUUUUCAAUUAUUCAUAUUAUUUAUUUAUUUAUAUUUUGUUAUUUAUUGUAUAUAAAGUGAAUGUAAAUCUCGAUAUGCAUGGUAAAAGUCUUGCAUCACUGGAAAUGUGAAAUUACUUUGCGAAUUAUUUUCUUCAUAUUGAAAAUAUGAAAUUACUUUACGAGUCUUUAUUUUCAUAAAUAUUUAUGGAAUCUCAAGAGUUUUCAAUUAAUCAUUAUUUAUUUUCCAUUAUAAUUAUAUUAUCAAUUAUUUAUAAUGCAUUAUUUAUUCUGCAAAGAAAAGUCAAUCUGUAUGUUAAAAGUUCUAGAAAUGUAAAAUUACUUUGUGAUUACUUAUUAUCUUAUUUUCUUAUUUUCAUAGGUAUUUAUGCAAUCGCAGAAAUAUAUUUUCAGUUGUUCAGAUUACUUAUUUAAUUAUUUACGAUUUAUUUAUAACGCAAGAUGGAUGUAAAUCUCAAUAUGUAUGUUAAAAAUCUCCUAGGGCUUAGGAUCGACUGACUCGUGUGCAAUGGCUGUUCACACGAAACUUCUCCACGUCAGUCCUCCAAGGCCUCACUGGAGUAUUUGCUACUACUGAACAUGUGAAACUACUUUGAUAAUAAUGAGUACGAACAUUAACAGAAAAAAUAUAUAUGAUGAUUUUAAUAAUCCUGAAGAUACGCGUUACAUCGAAUAGAAAAGAGCAAUCUUGAAUUGAUAUAAAUUCAAAUAAUUUUUCGUUUAGCGAGAGUAGCAGAAUAAUAGUAUUACAUAUGUACUUAUGACUUUAAAUUCAUGGUUUAAAGCAUUAUUUAAAUAUUCUUUCGUCGUAUGUUGUAUUAAACAAUGCGAACAUUGUUAAAAAUUUAUGCGGUAAUUUAGUAGUCUGAAAAUAUUCGAGAGAAUUAUACAUUCUAGACAUAUUACGAAUUGUACAGUUGAGUGUAGGAGAUUCUUUUAUUUCCAUUUGUGUAAAAAACAAUUUGAUUUUUAUACAUAUUAACGUUUCCGCCGAUCUCUUUCGGUAUAUCUAGUUUGCAUAACUCUUUCUCGAAGAAAAGACACCUACGAUAAGAUAUCCCGAUAACAUGGAAGACAUAGUUUGUGUAAAAUAUUACGUGAAGUGCAAUAAUAAUCAUUAUAUGUAUUCCUGAUAGUUCUGAAAAUAUCAUCCCCUUGAACGUGCGGAAUUAAUUACAGUGAGAAAAAAUAUUGUUCCAUGUUUAGUUGUACUAUUUCAUGUUUUCUUUCUUGUGGUUUAUUCGCUGAACUGCAUUCGAGGGGAUUGAAUUUUUAGAUGUCCACUCUUCUCAAAAUUGAUCUCUCACUUUGAAAUCUUAGCCCUUCUAAGGCCUUUCCGACAUACGCUGCCAGUAUUGAAAAUCUAUAAUAUACGUAACGUUAACUACAGAUUCUCAGUCCUGACAGUGUAUAUCGGAAAACAGCCUAAGUACAUAGCUAAUAACAUUAUUGACUAGCAGUAUGUGAUGACGCACAGCUCAUGUUCACAAAGAAGGGUUAAGGCAAUAAAUGCAGUCUCGAUCUUUAUCGUAUAUAAGAACAAAAGAAUAUGAUAUUGUGCUUUUGAUCUCGCGCCUGUGAAAUCAGAAGAAAUGGAAUAAUCAUACGGCAGAAUGUAAUGUAAUGUAAUGCUAUCAAAAAGUGUUUACUUACAAAAAUGUAAAGGAAUAAAAAACGUGUAUUGAGAUGUGAGUAUCGAUAACUAAA